UGCGGAAAAUCAGGAAAAUGUCAUUGUUAGUCAGGCUUUGUAGUUGUCUUGUCUCGUUAGUUCGCCGAGUGAUCGCGCUGGUUUCAAGAAAUAUCGUGGUGGUAACGGAAUUCAUUCCUCUAUAAUGUUAAAACGAGGUAAUGAUUCUUUCGAUGAUAGUAAAGAGGGUACCUACACUGACGCGGUCCACCCGCGGUUUUUACAGAAACCCCCUAAAGUUCUUCGCGGGUUGAAGAUUGCCCUGGUCCAACUGGCAGUUGGUCCCGACAAAAGCAAGAACAUUGCGCGGGCAGUUGAAGAGAUCCACCGCGCUAAGCAGGCUGGAGCGCAGCUGGUGGCUCUGCCAGAAUGUUUUAAUUCACCUUAUGGCACCAAGUUCUUUGAUCAAUACGCGGAAGAAGUCCCCAUGGGGGAGACGUCGCGUGCGCUCUCCAAGGCCGCAGCGGAGGCCGGCGUGUGCGUAGUGGGCGGCACCGUGCCCGAGCGCUGCGGGGAGAAGCUGUACAACACGUGCACCGUGUGGGACGCGCGCGGCAAACUCCUGGCGCAGCACAGGAAGAUGCACCUCUUCGACAUCGACAUUCCAAAUAAGAUAACGUUUAAAGAGUCCGAAGUUCUAUCAGCUGGCGACCAGUUGACCACAUUCGAGGUUUACGGCGUGAAGAUCGGCCUGGGCAUCUGUUAUGAUCUACGGUUCCAGGAGAUGGCGCAUCUUAUGGCAAACAAGGGAUGCUCCCUCCUGAUCUACCCGGGCGCCUUCAACAUGACCACGGGCCCCAAGCACUGGGAGCUGCUGGCCCGCGCGCGAGCCACCGACCAGCAACUUUGGGUGGCGCUAGUGAGCCCGGCGCGCGACGAGGCGGCCGGCUACGUGGCGUGGGGACACUCCACGCUGGUGGACCCCUGGGGCGCCGUCGUCGCCAAACUGGAUGAGAAGGAGGGCACUCUCACGGGCAAUAUAGAUUUGGAUACGGUAGAAGAAGUCAGGAGUCAAAUACCAAUAAGAAGUCAAAGGCGAACGGAUAUCUACGACACCAUCGCCAAAUAAGGAUAAUAAAUUAAAAUCUAGAUAAUAUACAUACGUACGUAUCAUUUAUUGUACUGUUGUAUAGUAUGUAAAGAGAGAAAGGCCACGUCUCAAAUACAACACCUCGUAUUUAGAAAUGAAAUGUGCAGCCAGUCAAAUCUUUCUCGAUUGUGAGAUCAGCACGACUAUAAGCUGUGCAUUUGUAAUUCAGGUACUAAAGUGACAGUUUGAUUGUCCAGUUCAUUUAAGUAAGGACGCGAAGCACUGAGUAUUUCGUGCAUUGAUCCACCGGUUUCUAUGUGCCGGCGUUCAAUGCCCCUGUGCGACCGGGAAACCAAUAUAUUGGGUCAUUACCUAUAAAAUUGGCGUUUUUGUUCAUAAGUAUUAGUCAUGUCAUAGUUUAUUUAUUUUAAUAGUAACUUCGAAGUAUUUUUUAAUUUCAUUAGUGCGCUACAUAACAACGAUUUUACAUACAAUUAUUUGCUACUUUUAUUGUUUUAUGUAUUCAGAAUACCGCCCUGAAAACAGCUCUUUUCAUGUCCUGCCGGCUCGAGUAUUUAAAUGACUUAUAUUUUUCUGACGAGACAGAUUAAAAAAAAAAAUGAUAUAGAAAAUGUGCCUUAAAAAUGUCUCAGAUUACUGGCAAAAAUUUGUUUGGUUUGAAAAUGCCAUCACAAAAUAAUCCGCAAAAAUCAUUGUAUGCAAAAUCGAACUUCGUUAAAGUUCUCCAUACAAAACGCCAAUUUCAUAGGUAAUGACCUAAUAAUUAUACACGUGCGAUAGGGACCGUGCGCGUUGGAGGGUCUGCCAUCUUGUGGCCUGAAUCGGAACCAUAAACAUGCACAUGUACACGUCACCUGUUUUCUUGCGCAUAGUAGGUUCUGCCAUCUUGUGGGCUACAUCGGAACAAAAACAUCACAUUUACGUCUCGCGCCAAAAAUCUGACGGCUCCUGUGCUGCCUCCUACAGUUCAUGCACGCUCCCUAUAGAGCGGAAAUGGCGGAACAAUGUACGAAAUUCUUCGUACUUACUUUAGUACCUAUUUGUCCUGGUUUUGUACCGAUCUUGUACUAAAUAAGAUUACAAAUCAGUCGGACAAAUUGGGGCAAAGAGUUGAACCUUUCUUGGGAACGUUCUCCGUUAACUAUGGGGAAUAUUCUUCUCCAUACAAAACAGAGAACGUUCUCGAGAACGGCACAACUACAGGGGCAACUGAACUGCCAUUUUAUAUACUUAAUAUUUCUUUUUCGUGUACUACAUAAUAGAUCUGGAAUAUAUAAACAAGAAUAAAGAGAAGGUAUACAUAUGGAAAAAAUAAGUUGAUGAAUAUUAUUAUAUUAAUUAUCUUUGCAAUAAGAUUUACGUAUUGUUUUAUUAUUGUCUGUGAUGGUAUUUGCCGUAAGUGAUUACCAAGCUACCUAUCAAUUUUGUGGUAGGUAUACAAUAACAUUUUACACCAAAAAAUAAAUAUGUAAAUGUAUUUUUAGAUCUAUGUAAUUUAAUUAAUGAAAAUAUUUUUGGACGAGUCCUAUUGUUAUUAAAAUUUCGACUUUAAA
Molecule: messenger RNA, 2583 nt
Organism: Cydia pomonella (codling moth)
Lineage: Eukaryota; Metazoa; Arthropoda; Insecta; Lepidoptera; Tortricidae
Product: omega-amidase NIT2
Exons: 7
Coding region: 125-1048 (307 amino acids)
Biological process (GO): oxaloacetate metabolic process; L-glutamine metabolic process
Cellular component (GO): mitochondrion
Molecular function (GO): omega-amidase activity
Source: RefSeq, a predicted model, not a curated record